Salvia miltiorrhiza (redroot sage) is the source of this 1593-nucleotide messenger RNA. Its product is annotated as protein STRICTOSIDINE SYNTHASE-LIKE 10-like. Gene Ontology annotation, biological process: biosynthetic process. Gene Ontology annotation, molecular function: strictosidine synthase activity. NCBI's taxonomy places the organism in Eukaryota, Viridiplantae, Streptophyta, Magnoliopsida, Lamiales, Lamiaceae. The coding region runs from base 291 to 1400 and encodes 369 amino acids. The record is from RefSeq and is a predicted model, not a curated record. The transcript is spliced from 3 exons.
AAUUAUGCCACAAAAUUCUGAUCAGAUAUCUUUUUGCCUCAAAAUUUGAAUUGAUUGGGAUUUUUAAUUAAAAAUAUAAGACGAAAUUUGAAUACUCAGGAGGAAUUUUUAAAAAAUAUUUGUUAUUCAUUACUUUAUUGUAAGAAUUUUUUGUUUUGAGUUUGAAUUCCAUGCAAAAGAAAAAAACAAUGAGAAUUUAUGUUGUUUGACUUGUGGCUGGACAAAUAGGUUCUUACCUUGGAAAAUCCAGCUAAAGCUAAUUAACCUUUCACAGCCAAAGCCGAUCGACCAUGAAUUCGAAGCUCAUCCUCGCUGCAGUAGCACUUGCACUGAUCGCGGUGGUGGUCGCCAUCGCCGCCGCCUCCGUCUUCACUCCGCCGCCAGUACCAGGCUCGCACGAUGUCCUCUCCGCCGCCGAGCUGAUCCGCCUCGCUGGAGCCGUCGGGCCCGAGAGCUUGGUCUUCGAUCCCAGCGGCGGAGGGCCCUACACCGGCGUCGCCGACGGUCGCAUUCUCAAGUGGAACGGUGGAGACUGGGUGGAAUUCGCCGUCACCACAUCCAAAAGGGAUGCGUGUUCUCUACCGUUCAAUCCAGCAAUGGAGCACAUAUGUGGAAGGCCACUGGGGCUAAAGUUUCAUCAGAAAACGGGAGAUCUUUACAUUGCUGAUGCUUACUUAGGCCUCCAUGUAGUUGGACCAGCAGGAGGAGUGGCUUCCCCGGUAGUGACAGAAGUAGAAGGCCAGCGUUUACGUUUCACCAAUGACUUGGAUAUCGAUGAUGAGAAGGAUGUGAUUUACUUCACAGAUUCCAGCACGGAAUACUACAGAAGGGAAUUCAUGUCAUCAGUUUUAACCAUGGACAAGACAGGCAAGUUUAUGAAAUACGAUAUGUCAAGCAAAGAAGUGACUGUUUUGUUGCGAGGCCUUGCUUUUGCUAAUGGUGUGGCCCUGAGUAAAGAUCAUUCAUUUGUCGUGGUAGUCGAGACCACGAGAUGCAGAGUGCUAAGGUUCUGGCUUGAGGGCCCUAAUGCUGGAACGCACAAUAUUUUUGCCGAGCUACCAGGCUAUCUGGACAACAUCAGAAGAAACUCAGAAGGGGAGUUUUGGGUCGCCCUGCACUCGAAGAAUGGGCUUGUUUCAAAACUGUCCGCGUCCUACUCAUGGUUCGGACGUGCGCUGCUAAAUCUCCCCCUCAACUUCAAGCAACUGCACUACCUGUUGGUGGGAGGCAAGCCUCACGCGACUGCCAUUAAGCUCAGCGAUGAAGGCAAAGUUUUGCGGGUUCUGGAAGACGUCGAAGGGAAAACCUUGAAGUUCAUCAGUGAAGUAGAGGAGAGGGAUGGGAAGCUGUGGAUUGCAUCUGUGUUGAUGCCUUAUAUAGGAAUCUACAAACUGCCAUAACAAAACCAUGGGAAGCUGUGGAUUGCAUGUUGAUGCCUUAUAUAGGAAUCUACAAACUGCCAUAACAAAACCAUCUAUUUCAUACAAGUCACUCUGUAAGACUUGUCUUAUAUUCUGUAUAAUAGCCAAUAAAUGAAAAUAGAAGUAGGCAAGGAAUGUAAGGAGAAAAAUCAAACUUUGAAUCUUGUCCUAA